GUUGGUAGGAACAAGCUAAUUAAAAGAGGAGGGUGUGUGUGUGUGUGUGAGAGAGCGUGUGUGUGUGUGUGUGGAGGAUUUGGAGACGGAGACGUUGGAGCUGCUGCCGUCUCUCACGCUUCACCGUGGGGGAGAGUAGAGGAGGAAGAAGAGAGGACAGCUGGAUGGUUUUUUCACACCACUUACUUACACCAUCAUCUGAUCUGACAUGACCACCGCAUAGGAAUCUGGUGCAAACGAGACGAGGAUUAGGAGACAGAGAGCCGGACAGAGGGACGCUCGGAGAAACACAGAGAGAGAGGGAUGGCUAUGGAGGAGAAGCCGGGAGUGAAGAGCAGCAGCUCCAUCGUCCCCUGCUUCCUGUUUGUGGAGCUGGUGAUCAUGGCUGGGACGGUGCUGCUGGCUUACUACUUCGAGUACACGGACACUUUCCCCGUCCACAUCCAGGGCUUCUUCUGCUACGAUAAGACCUUCUCCAAGCCUUACCCCGGGCCGGAUGAAGGCAGCAAGACCCCCCCCCUCCUCAUCUACUCGCUGGUCACGGCCAUCCCCACCGUCACGAUUCUUGUUGGAGAGCUUUGUGCAUUCUUCACCAAGGCGGAGGGAACCCAGGAGAAAACCAUUGUCACUGCAGACUGCUGCUACUUCAACCCCCUGCUGAGACGCAUAAUACGUUUCCUAGGUGUCUAUGCCUUCGGUCUCUUCACCACCACAAUCUUCGUGAAUGCCGGCCAGGUGGUGACAGGAAACCAGACGCCUCACUUCCUGUCUGCGUGUCGACCGAACUACACGGCGCUGGGCUGCCAGUCGACCAUGCAGUACAUCGCAGAGCGCCGGGCCUGCACAGGGAACCCUCUGGUGGUCAUGUCUGCACGGAAAUCUUUCCCCUCCAAGGAUGCAGCGCUCAGCAUCUACUCUGCAGUCUACACAGUGAUGUAUGUGACUCUGGUGUUUAAGACCAAAGGUACGCGGUUGACGAAGCCCACCAUCAGCCUCACUCUGCUCUGCCUGGCUGUUUUAGUGGGGGUGGUCCGAGUGGCUGAGUACCGAAACCACUGGGCCGACGUCCUGGCAGGAUUCUUCACCGGGGGAUCCAUCGCUGUGUUUUUGGUCACCUGUGUGAUAAACAAUUUCCAGCAGAUGUUGCCGAGUCCUCCUCCACUUCGACCCCAUCGCCCCGAGUCCAUGCUGGGGAUGCCGAUGGUGACGCUGCCCUGUGUCGAGAGUCCACUCGAAAAGUUAAGUGGCCCUCAGUAUCCUGCACUCUCCACCUCCUCCCCACCUUACAACACCUACGUCCAACCAUUCUAACCAACUUUGAAUCUCUUCCUCACUCCUCACUUUCUCCGCCAUCCGUCGCCUUAUUUCUGUUUUUGAUGCUCUCCUUUUCCUCCUCAUCCUCGUACAUUGCUCUUGAUUAUUCUUUCCCCCCCUCUCCCCCUGGCCUUCUCUCUCUCUCUCUUUCUCACUCCUCUCUUUCCCCUGCAGACUCCGAGGGGAUCUCCGUUCACCGAGAUCACAUGACCAUCAGCCCUAUCGGUUCCCCGCAACCCCCGAUGUCCUCAUACCGUCUCGCUCCAUUUCCAGCGAAGUCUAGACCAGGCGGAGCAGCACUCUCCGCUGUGCGCCGCCCAUCCGUCCGGGCGAUACGCCACGCUGCACCGCUCCUACUCCACGCAGGUCUAGAACUUCCCUGGAUACCGAACAGACGUCCCUAACGCCCUCCUAAACCCCCGGGGAACCGAUAGGCACAACUAAAAAAUACUUUCUCUUUGCUGCACAAGCAAAGAGCCGAACAUCAAGUACAGAGUCAGGUACUUCUUUGUUUAAGCGUUCGAAUAUUCUGACUUUGGUUGUUUUUGUAUCAUCUUCAGUGGCGCGCUCCUGCAACGAAAAACACAUCAAACUGUGACCACUGAGAAUGUCCGUCCAUUUUUUGGUUUCGAAGCAAUGGUGAGUUUUCGACCGUUUAACGGAGUGAGAGUGAACUCACUGUAUGCGAUCAGGAUGUUGGACCAAAGAAACCUGCUGAAAGACACGUGUGCUGCUGAGAUUUACACGAACAAUGCAUCAUUUUAGCAAGCCAUACACACCCUCACACACACACACAUGUGCUGUGUCUCAAUUUGAAAACUUCCCAUUGUACACAUUGCGUGAAUUUCGAGCGCUGUUAGCUCGCUAUCUAGCAACAAAUAGUUUGUGCUAGAAAAUCAUCAUACACACUGCUCAAUUAAUCAAAUAAAAUUAACGCUGGCAUCUUUUGAAUCCAAUAUAGUUGUACAAUACUUGCAUUUCAACAAGAUGUCAAACUUGUAUCUGUAUAGUGCUGUGUUCACCGGAGCAACCAUAUCCACGGCUAGUCACGCAACAUCCGCUACGUUGCCAAGAAGGCGUGUCUACGGUAAUACACUCAACUUCUGGGCAGUUAUAAGUGCACAUCUGUGUUUUCAUAAUGCAUCUUACCGCACAUACAUGGGGACGCACUGAUGCACUCAAGCACAUGUAUUUACAGAAGUACUUAAAUUGAGACACAGCUAUGCACACUCUCUGUCCAUUGGUCUCUUUCUUUCAUUCUCUCUUCUUAUCUCAUUCCAUUUACACUCAACUUUCA
Molecule: messenger RNA, 2611 nt
Organism: Trematomus bernacchii (emerald rockcod)
Lineage: Eukaryota; Metazoa; Chordata; Actinopteri; Perciformes; Nototheniidae
Gene: plppr2a
Product: phospholipid phosphatase related 2a
Exons: 8
Coding region: 304-1311 (335 amino acids)
Biological process (GO): phospholipid metabolic process; signal transduction; phospholipid dephosphorylation
Molecular function (GO): phosphatidate phosphatase activity
Source: RefSeq, a predicted model, not a curated record